This is a messenger RNA of Podarcis lilfordi (Lilford's wall lizard), 6423 nucleotides long. Lineage: Eukaryota; Metazoa; Chordata; Lepidosauria; Squamata; Lacertidae. The record is from the annotation of a GenBank genome assembly.
GACGUUUAUAAAAGGCCCCAGCGGAGCCGAAAGCAUUCAGAGCAAGGGUGGCUCGGUUGAGGCUUUAAGUCCAAGACUUACUUCCCCAUCCCUCUGGGAGAAGGCAAGAAGCUCAUCAUGGCAGCGGCCGGUAUGUAUCUCUGGAGAGUUUGAUGAUCUGCCUUUGGAAUAGACACCAGAAUUGAGCGGCAUGGGAUUAGGGACAUCAAGAGCAAAUUAGGCCCACAACGCCCUCUCCAAGUGUCUCGAUUUUCCAGGGACUUUCCCAGAAUUACAAAGCCAUUCCAGGUUUGAUUUGAUCCCAGAAGAAAAAUAGAAGUACGGUAACUUCUUAAAAAAACAACAACUUCAAGGAAAGGCUCAGAAAAUAAAUAUCCCCCUGAUGUAGUUCAGAAGCGUCAACAAACCUAGGUUUAAACUUUAUAAUAGCAUUAAUUCUUCAGUAGUGUUGAUUCCUGCAUUGCAGAGGGUUGGACUAGAUAACCCGCAGGCCCCUUCCAACUCUGCAAUUCUGUGUCAUAGUAAAUGUAGACCAAAUGAGAGAUUCCGAGCCUUUAUUGCAUUAUUGGAAAAUACAUAUCAUGCUCCAUCCCAGUAUAUCCUAUUGAGGCUCUGUCCUAUAGUCAGUCUCAGACUCUCUCUUUCUGAGGAGAGCGGGUGGCGCUGUGGUCUAAACCACUGAGCCUCUUGGGCUUGCCAAUCAGAAGGUCGGGGGUUCGAAUCCCUGCAAUGGGGUGAGCUCCCAUUGCUCUGUCCCAUCUUCUGUCAACCUAGCAGUUCGAAAGCACUCUGGUGCAAGUAGAUAGAUAGGUACCACUGUGGUGGGAAGGUAAACAACAUUUCUGGGUGCUCUGCUUUCCGUCAUGGUGUCCCAUUGUGGCAGAAGCGGUUUAGUCCUGCUGGCCACAUGACCUGGAAAGCUGUCUGUGGAUAAAGGCCGGCUCCCUUGGCCUGAAAGCAAGAUGAGUGCCGCAACCCCAUAGUUGCCUUUGACUGGACUUAACCAUCCAAGGGUCCUUUACCUGAGAGCCAGUGUGGUGUAGUGGUUAAGAGCGGUAGUCUCAUAAUCUGGUGAACCGGGUUCGUGUCUCCGCUCCUCCGCAUGCAGCUGCUGGGUGACCUUGGGCUAGUCAUACUUAUUUGAAGUCUCUCAGCCCCACUCACCUCACAGAGUGUUUGUUGUGGGGGAGGAAGGGAAAGGAGAUUGUUGGCCGCUUUGAGACUCCUUAAAGGUAAAGGGACCCCUGACCAUUAGGUCCAGUCGUGACCGACUCUGGGGUUGGGUGCUCAUCUCGCUUUAUUGGCCAAGGGAGUCAGCGUACAGCUUCUGGGUCAUGUGACCAGCAUGACUAAGCCGCUUCUGGCAAACCAGAGCAGUGCACGGAAACGCCAUUUACCUUCCCACCGGAGUGGUACCUAUUUAUCUACUUGGACUUUGAUGUGCUUUCGAACUGCUAGGUUGGCAGGAGCAGGGACCGAACAACGGGAGCUCACCCCAUUGCGGGGAUUCGAACUGCCAACCUUCUGAUCAGCAAGUCCUAGGUUCUGUGGUUUAACCCACAGUGCCACCCGCGGGAUAUCAAAUCCAAACUCUUGUUCUUCUUCUUCUUCUCUCCUCUCUCUCGCUCCCUCCCUCUCUCCCUCCCCUAUCCUCCUGAGGGAGGGCACAUGCUGCAACUUGCAGGGGUAUAUAUCUGACAGGGGUUCCCAAGAGUUUUCCCCAACCCUAGCAAGCGUUGCACAGGAUUGAUCCUGGCCAAUGUUCACCCACUGAGCUACAGCUCUUUCCGUUUCUGUGAGAUAAGUAAACCAGUGCAGGCCUGCUGGAGAUGAAAGGGUUAUGCUCCCUCUCUCUGCUGUAUGUUUGAUCGUUAUCACCACGAAUAGACACAAGGGGAGACUUUGCACUCUGGGGCUUGCAAGGCAGAGAACAGGUGAGGACAAAUCAUUUCUCAGUCCUCGGAUGGGUUUGGUCGCACCUGUUCAGUGAUCGCUUGUAGGCUUUAUCCCGGAGAUCCAACCAUCACAUGGAAGUGGGAUAGACAGUCAGAAUCCCUCUCCCCUUUCCACCCGUUGGCUAUUCCCGGAAAACAGGGAUCAGGUGCCAAGUGUCCAUAUCAGCAGGCAUGUCAUAUUUAUUACGAAUCUGAGGUAAGCACUGGCUGUGUCCUUUCAAACCUUGUCAGAACACUCUUUCUCCUCAAGACGUAAUGGCUCCAUUCCUCUUUCUGCAACAGGUGAAGCAAACCCCAAACUGUCUUAGAAGAGAGAACAGCUCGGAAGCUUCUGAAUUUGAAAAUUCCUCCUGUCAGGCAAGUAACAAUAAUAAUAACAAUAAUUUAUUAUUUGUACCCCGCCCAUCUGGCUGGGUUUCCCCAGCCACUCUGGGCGGCUUCCAACAAAGAUUAAAAAUACAUCAAAAUGUCACACAUUAAAAACUUCCCUGAAAAGGGCUGCCUUCAGAUGUCUUCUAAAAGUCUGGUAGUUGUUUUUCUUUUUGACUUCUGGUGGGAGGGCGUUCCACAGGGCAGGCGCCACCACCGAGAAGGCCCUCUGCCUGGUUCCCUGUAGCUUUGCUUCUCGCAGUGAGGGAACUGCCAGAAGGCCCUCGGCGCUGGACCUCAGCGUCCAGGCAGAAUGAUGGGGGAGUCACAGAGGGUCACCUUCCCCACCCCUAGCGCUCUCGAGAAUUUUCUGGGCCACGAUUCCCAUCCUACCUAGCCAUUGGUGACGCUGCCUGGGGCUGAUGGGAGUUGCAGUCCAGUAAUGUAUGACGGUGACCGAAAUUCUCCUCCAAGGUGAUAGAAAUUCUGUCACAAUAACAGCUGGAUUUGGCAAGGGUGCAUAUCAUUUGUUUCCUUAUACCCUGCAGGAAACUCCAGGAUUUGCAGUCUUAGAAAAAGAGAGGAUUGUACUUUUGCAUCACUGUACAAUUUUGGGGGACUAAAUUUAAAGAAAAUGAGGGGAGAUGGUCCAAAGUAGUUGAGCUUUUUUUAGGGGAAAUUGCACGCAGCUUCCCCUCCACACCACUAUCCAUGUAUAGGACAAACCCAAUUUUUUUGACAUGGUUUCUGAGUCAAAAAUACAUGGGGAAAUACAAUAUUUAUUUUAAAGCCCUUCAGCGUUUUAGUGUGCUUUAGUCCUAAUUUUGUACGCAAUUUUGCUUAAUGUGUACAUUUACGCAAGCCGUUUCCCCCUAAAAGCGUGUGUUUCAUGUGCUACUUUCGUUUGCAUAACCAUUUUUAUACGCACUAUCCCUAAUGCAUUCAUUUAUGUGCACAUUACCGGCUUGGAGAAUUGCAUUGCAGCAUUCAGAGGACUGCAGAUAUUGAAGGAUAGAUGUGUUUCAGUUUAUGUUAUCGUUUCGAUAAGUGGAAAUUGGAGAUGAGAGUGCUGUUGCUCUCAGGUCCUGCUUGAACCCUGUGAGGACAGGAUUCUGAACAAGUCGGGCUUUAGGCCAGGACACACCCCACCCCCAGGAUUUUUUUAGGUCCUUAGGUUUAUUUGCCAUUUGUCAGUAACGCCAGAAGCCUAUGCAACAGUGCACACACGCAUCCUGGUGGCAGCCUUGGCAGCCGGCAACGUUUGUAUUUGCACACGUGUCUUUUAAUGGUUCAAGAAAUCGAAAAACACGUGCAGUUGGGGAGUGCUGCAGAAAAAGAAGCUCAGUUGCCGAACAGUUCCGAAUCUAUCACUGUUUAAUGUUUAAUGCCACUAAUAAAAGAUAAACAGUGACAGUACCUUAAGCGCAGCGUUUAGACCAGAGCAUCAGAUGUGGAAGUUAUCAGUCUAUUUUUCCCCCAUGGGUCUUCCCAUAUGGUGGUUAAAAAAAGAAGAAAGAUUUAAUGUCCUAUUGUGUUGCGUAGUGCUAUCUCCAAUCUGCCCUUGAAGCUGACCCAGAAACUCCAGUGGGUGCAGAAUGCCACGGCGAGGCGCCUUAUGGGGUCCUUACAGCAGGAUCACAUUCACCCAGUGCUUUCACCAACUGCACUGGCUCCCGGUGGAGUACAGGGUCAGGUUUAAGGUGCUGGUUUUGACCUUUAAAAGCCCUAUGCAGCCUAGGACCCUCGCACCUACGGGACCGCCUCUCCUGGUAUGCCAUGUGGCAGACCUUAAGGUCCACAAAUGACAACAUUUUGGAGGUCCCAGGUCGCAAGGUGGUUAGAUUGGUCUCAACUAGAGCCAGGGCCUUUUCAGAACUGGCCCCGACUUGGUGGAACGCUCUGUCACAAGAGACUAGGGCCUUGCGGGACUUGACAUCUUUCCGCAGGGCCUGCAAGACAGAGCUGUUCCGCCUGGCCUUUGGUUUGGACUCAGUCUGACCCUUAUGUUUCCCUCCCCUUAUGGUUUUGAUCUAUCAGCUACUUUUAAAAUGAGGCUGCAUUUUAAAUUGCAUUUUAACCUGUAUUUUAAAUUGGUGUCCCCCCCCCCAUUAUGCUUUUACUGUGAUUUUAUUGGUGUUAGUGGCCUUGAGCCCAGCUCUGGCCGGGGAGGGCGGGGUAUAAAUAAAAUUUAUUAUUAUUAUUAUUAUUAUUAUCUGAAGCCAACAAGAAUAUGGCAGGCAUUUUUAAUUACUUCUGACUACAGAACUUGCCAAUGAACUGGCUGACCUUGUGGUUUUGCGUUCCCCUUUCUGCAGGAUCUUCUUGGCGUCUCCUGCUGGAAGAUGUCCAAAGUGUUCUCCACCAGCCUCCGCUGUCGGUUGCCUGCCUUGCUGUUCCUCUUCCAGGGAGCUGUGCUGGUGAUCUUCGCCCUCUUUGUGACAUACGAUGAGCACACGGACGCCGCCAGCCAGCCUGCUGAUGCUGACCCAUCCGCCAACCAGGUCUACGCCAUCUUCCCCUUCUUCCAGGAUAUCCAGCUGAUGCUGUUGGUGGGGUUGGGCUUGCUGCUGGCUUUCAUGAAGGGCUACGGAGUCAGCGCCGUGGCCUGCAACUUCCUGCUGGCCAACUUCUCCACCCAGUGGGCCCUGGUCGUCCAGGGCUUCGUACACUACGGCCAACAUGGGAGAGUCCACCUCGGCCUCUACAACAUCCUCACGGCCGAGUUUGCAGCCGUGACGGUCCUCAUCUCUGCUGGGGCCAUCCUGGGUCGAACAAGCCCCAUCCAGCUUCUUCUCAUGAGCUUGUGCGAAAUCCCUCUCUAUGUGGCCUGCGAGUGGCUCAUCGUGAGUUAUUUCCAGGCAGUGGAUGUCGGAGGAACCAUAACCCUCCACGUCUUUGCUUGCUAUUUUGGGCUGGGCACUUCCAUUGCUCUCUACAGGCCGGGAUUGCAGCUGGGGCAUCCAAUGGAGACUCCAUCUUACAUCUCUGACCUUCUGUCCUUGGUGGGGACCAUGUUUCUUUGGGUGUUCUGGCCCAGUUUCGUGGCUGUCCUCGCCCACCAAGGAGAUGCCCAGCACAGGGCUGUGCUUCACACGUGGCUUACUCUCAGUGCCAGCGCCCUGACCUCCUUUGCCACCUCCAGCCUCCUGGAGAAGAAGGGGAAACUGAACCUGUGCCACCUGCAGAACGCCACGUUGGCCGGAGGUGUGGCCAUUGGCGCAGUAGCAGACAUGGUCAUUUCACCAGCUGGGGCAUUUGCCCUGGGCAUUGUUUCCUCGCUAGCCUGCAUCCUUGGGUUCAAGUACAUGUCACCGUUCUUCGCCACUAGAGUUCGCCUCCAGGACCAGUGUGGAAUCCACAACCUUCACGGCUUACCAGGCAUCAUUGGCGCCGUGGGCGGAAUCGUAGCCAUCUUGUUGGUGCCGGAUGAGGCCUACGGACCUCGUCUUCACCAGGUCUUCCCUCAGCGUGGCCUGCUGCCAUUGAACGUCACCCUGGAGACAACCUUGGUGGGGCAGAACGUGGGAAGAAGCGCCACGCAGCAAGCUCUCCACCAGGUUGCAGGUCUCGGUGUCUCUAUACUCGUAUCCCUUGUGGGUGGCUACUUCACUGGGUUGGUUUUGAAACUGCCUUUUUUAGCACAGCCGCCUGACCAAGUCUGCUUUGACGACGCUCUUUACUUCAAGAUCCAAGAGUCAACGGAGAACUCAAGUGUGGAACAGGCUAGAGGUGACCUCCUGGUGCCCCUGAAGGACAAAGCUUGAGGGUCUGUCUGCUUGUGCCUGCAAAGCAGAAAUAAAACAGUGGGGCAUCACUGAGUGGGAGAGUUACAUUUGUCAUGGUUUUCCUGGAGUGUCGUGCUGUUGGGGCUGGAAGAUUUGAAGUAGGACCGUGCUUCCUGCUUGGAGGCAGAUGGGACAAUUGACCCAAACACAGAGGUAGCUGUUGAAGUGAGGGCAGCAAAAAUUCAGCUAAGAAGCUCAAAUCAUAUAUAUGACUGACACCUUUCUUUGGAAAUUAAAUCACUGCCCGGACUUUAACAUUCAAAAACUUUACUUGCAGAAACUUAUUGUUGAAUUACAACUUAAUAUUUACAGUC